GGUUUUCACUAAAGAGAAAUGCAUUUAUGUUGACAAUGUAGGCAUAUUAUGGAAUCCACCUACCCAAGAAUUUGAAAGAGGCUGAUAUUGCUCGCAAAAGGCUUAUAUUUGAUGAGUUCUUUUAUAUUCAGUUGGGCCGUUUGUUUCAAAUGCUUGAAGGUCUCAGUACAGACAUAGAGAAAGAGGGGUUGUUGGAUAAGUACAGGAAGCCUGAAAUAAAUGCUGUAUUUAUGGAUGAAUGGUCCGAUCUCACCAAGAAAUUUCUGAAGGCAUUGCCUUAUUCACUGACUUCUAGUCAGCUAACAGCUGUUUCAGAGAUUGUUUGGGAUCUUAAGAGGCCAGUUCCCAUGAGUCGACUUUUGCAGGGUGAUGUUGGGUGUGGGAAAACAGUGGUAGCUUUUUUGGCAUGCAUGGAGGUUAUUGGUGCAGGUUAUCAGGCUGCAUUUAUGGUUCCAACUGAAUUGCUUGCUGUCCAGCACUACGAGCACUUUCUUAAUUUGUUAGAGAACGUGGAGGAGGUAGCUUAUAAACCCUCUGUUGCUUUGCUAACAGGUUCAACCCCUUUGAAGCAAUCACGGAUCAUUCAUCAGGGUAUCCAGACUGGGAAAAUCUCAUUGGUAAUUGGUACCCACAGUUUAAUAGCAGAAAAAGUGAAAUUCUCAGCUUUACGUAUUGCGGUGGUAGAUGAGCAGCAUCGUUUUGGUGUGAUCCAGAGAGGAACAUUUAACAGCAAGAUGACCCAUGGAAGUUCUUUCCUGCAGCUAUACUUUAACUCUGUAAGUUCAAGAAUGGCUGAGACUAGUUCAGACCACUCUAUGAAGGGCAAUGUCUACAUGGCCCCUCAUGUUCUUGCUAUGUCAGCCACUCCAAUUCCAAGAACGCUUGCUUUAGCCUUGCAUGGAGAUAUGUCUUUGACCCAAAUAACUGAUUUACCACCUGGGAGAUUACCUGUUGAAACUUACAUCAUUGAGGCAAAUGACAUUGGGUUCGAGAGGGUGUACCAGAUGAUAACAGAUGAGCUGGAAGCUGGGGGAAAAGUAUAUUUGGUAUAUCCAGUCAUUGAGCAAUCUGAGCACCUGCCUCAACUACGUGCUGUUUUAACUGAUUUUGAGGCCAUAUCAAGUAGGUUUGAGGGUUACAACUGUGGGUUGCUACAUGGAAAAAUGAAAAGGGAUGAGAAGGAUGAAGCGCUGAGACAAUUUAGAUCUGGAGAACUAAGAAUACUAUUUUCUACCCAAGUAAUUGAAAUUGGUGUUGAUGUCCCAGACGCAUCUAUGAUGGUUGUUAUGAAUGCUGAGAGAUUUGGAAUAGCACAACUUCACCAGCUUAGAGGACGAGUUGGGCGUGGAGUAAGGAAGUCUAAAUGCCUUUUAUUAGCUUCUACAGCUAGUGGCAUAAGCCGGUUGAAGGUGAUGGAGAAGUCAUCAGAUGGUUUUUAUUUAGCAAAUGUGGACCUUCUACUACGUGGACCUGGUGACUUGCUUGGUAAGAAACAGUCAGGACACCUUCCAGAGUUUCCUAUUGCCAGGUUAGAGAUCGAUGGAAAUAUUCUACAGGAAGCACAUCUUGCUGCGUUGAAAAUUCUAGGAGUGUCUCAUGAUUUGCAGAAAUUCCCAGAAUUGAAAGCUGAGCUUAGCAUGCGACAUCCACUUUCCGUGCUCGGUGAUUGAGGUUUUUUUUUGUUUAUCUUUCCAGACUCUUGGUGCUGCUUUCUCUUUGUUUGUACUAAUCCACGCGUCCUCUCCUCUGUACUACUGUUGGAGGGGAGGGGACAAAGUGGGAGCCAUAUAUAUAUAUAUAUAUGUUUAUAUUUAAUGACAUGUAUAACAGCCCAUUUGGUUGGUUUUUC
Molecule: messenger RNA, 1849 nt
Organism: Diospyros lotus (date-plum)
Lineage: Eukaryota; Viridiplantae; Streptophyta; Magnoliopsida; Ericales; Ebenaceae
Product: ATP-dependent DNA helicase homolog RECG, chloroplastic
Exons: 9
Coding region: 150-1670 (506 amino acids)
Biological process (GO): DNA repair
Molecular function (GO): DNA helicase activity; nucleic acid binding; ATP binding
Source: RefSeq, a predicted model, not a curated record